Equus quagga is the source of this 3754-nucleotide messenger RNA. RefSeq names its product golgi transport 1A (gene GOLT1A). Bases 93 to 491 code for a protein of 132 amino acids. Gene Ontology annotation, molecular function: kisspeptin receptor binding. Lineage: Eukaryota; Metazoa; Chordata; Mammalia; Perissodactyla; Equidae. The transcript has 5 exons. Gene Ontology annotation, biological process: G protein-coupled receptor signaling pathway; retrograde transport, endosome to Golgi; endoplasmic reticulum to Golgi vesicle-mediated transport. The record is from RefSeq and is a predicted model, not a curated record. Gene Ontology annotation, cellular component: membrane; endoplasmic reticulum; neuron projection.
GUCAGCUUCCCUUGACACGUGUGAGCUCGGUCCUCUCUGCUCCUCACCUUGUGCCAGCUCCCACCCAGAAGGCCCCCCAGGCAGCCUACGGCAUGAUCUCCAUCACUGAAUGGCAGAAGAUUGGUGUGGGCACCACUGGCUUCGGCGUCUUCUUCGUUCUCUUUGGAAUACUCCUGUACUUUGAUGCAGUGCUCCUGGCCUUCGGAAACCUCCUGUUCCUGGUGGGCCUGUCCCUCAUCAUUGGCCUGAGGAAGAUGCUCGCCUUCUUCUUCCAGAGGCACAAGCUCAAGGGGACCAGCUUCUUCCUGGGAGGUGUGGUCAUUGUGCUCCUGCGCUGGCCCCUUCUGGGCAUGUGCCUGGAAACCUACGGAUUCUUUAACCUCUUCAAGAGCUUUUUCCCUGUCGCCUUUGGCUUCCUGGGCAAUGCCUCCAACAUCCCCUUCCUGAGUGCGCUGUUCCGGAGGCUUCAAGGCGCAAGCUCAAUGGUCUGAACAGUGGAGAUGAGCUCCUUGAACUUGGAUCUUUGAUUAAGGGGCUGGAAAGGAAAUGGGGGCCACUCCCUCAGGCCCCGACCCUGCACUGACUCAUCUCCCAUCAUACUCGGACCUCUCCAAGUCCAGAAGGAAGGAUGGAGACAAGUGACUGACUUCAAAUCCCCAAGUCAACUCAAGAGGCUGUCAGGACGACUGGGAGCAAAAAUCCAGGGCCCCGUGGAGAGGGGCCUGGGGCUAGUAUCACACCCUGCGCUGUAUUUAUGGGAGGAAAGGGAAGGAUUAAACCCCCGAGCUGUGAGUGUGUGUGAGACUCAAAGUCGGUGUCUCUAGCCCCCUAGGUCCACUCCCUGACUCAGGGCAGGCAACGCACACAUCAUUGCACAUGGCGAGGGGCAGGCCUGCUCCCAUAGGCUUUUAUUCCUGUCCUGGUGUAAUAGUCCUACUGGGUGAGACAACAUGUUUGCAAGUCCCUGUUAGCAGUAGGCACUAGACAGUGAUGGGUAUUAAUCCUGCAUACUGGAAGGAAGUGCUUCUCAACCAUUAAUCAAGGGGAUGUCUGCACAGUGCACCCACCAGGUAGAGCCUGUGCUGGGAGAGCUUCCUGUUGGAGAGAGAUGCAGCCCCACCUUCCGAGAGCCCCAGUCUCAUAGAGGGAACAGUCUCCAUCCUGGGGAGCCCUCAUCAAAGGUAAGGAGCGCUCUUGCAGGCCCAAGAAAGAGCAAGGCAUACGUUUAGUAACUCUGUGAAAGCCUGUACAUCUGUACUGGCAACGGAGUGUGUGCUGAGUGUGCAAAGGGAAGGGGACCCAUCCCUGCCUCCAAAGCGAGGGACCAGGACAAAGCAGUGUGAUCACCCACCAAGAGAUGCAGACGUGGGUCCCAGGAGCAGCUUCUUCCGAUGUGCUACACCUGGAAGUCACUUCUCUGCGUCCCCUUAGCACUUCCCACGUACGUCCACCUCCUGCCAUUUUAUUCUGCUCUCUUAGCCGGCUGCUUACAUACCUGCCUCACCGUCUAACCACAUCAUAUUCAUCUCAAAGCCCUGUGCUGAGCAAGUGCUCAGCAAUUGUUUAGGGAAUGACAGGAAGAAGGAAGGAAGGAAGGAAGGAAGGAGAAAAGAGAGAAUUUCACCCGAGUGGCAGAUCACAGUCCAGGAGCCGCCUUCUGGUCUGAGACCCAAGCAGAGCUGGCCAGAGCUGGGAGCCUGUGGGAGCAAGGACCCCCAGUCAGACUGCGCCCCCUCCUCUCCUUGCCUCCUCCUUUACCAGGCUCACCUCACACUGGGUAUGCUUGUGGCUCUUGUCCAGAGGGGGAACAAGACAUCUCACAAAUAGUCCAUUUCCACGUUGUUUGGGGCAGAAUGGGUCUCCAGCUGAGCCGGUCUGGAAGAAGGGGCUGAGGAGGAUGGAGGGAACUCAUGACAAUCAGACAGCCAGCCUUGGAGAGCUUCUGGGGGAGGAAGAGGCUGAUUUCAGUCCUGAGAGCCAGGAGGCAGGAGGCAGCAGCAAGGGCCGUGCUCUCUGAGGGGUCUAAGGAGGAGGGAGAGAGGCAGAGGUGGGCCUGUGCCUGGAGACGUCACCCAGGGCUUUAUAAAGGGACACAAUCGGGGGCUGGCAGAGCAAGCCCAGGAGCACAGCUCCCCUCCCUCCGGGUGUCCACUCACCUCAAUAGUCACAGCCUCAGAGACCCUACGGCACUCCCACCGCCCCAGGACAGCGCCAAGGUAGGUGCACAGCAGCAUGCACACCUGGGAGGCGGCAUCCACACCUGGGAGGGGUCUGCCCAGCCUGGGGAAGCUCUGGAGGUGGGAGCAGGAAUUUAGUUCCUGGACUGACAGAUGUGUCCCGGGCAGGCUGGGGGGGGAGGGGGUGAUCCUUCCUGAGGACCAGGUUGGCCAGAUUAUUCUGGGAUGUCCGGAUGAAUACACUGACUUUUGCAUUUUAUUUGUGAAGGCAAGACCCUCCCAAGGACUCCCCUUUCUGUGGCAGGAAUAAAUGCAAUGAAUGAACUCUCUGUGGCUGGGAUUAGAGGGAGCUGGGGGACCCCUCAGGGCUCAUGGGCUUAUCACGGCUCCUCUGAGCAGUUCCUCCAACUUAUGGAUGGCAAAUCCAAACCUACUACAGAGUCCCUUCCCACCCUUCGAGCCCCCUGCACUGAAAACUGGGGUCCCCCCAGGAGGGAGGCCACCCCAGCUCAAAAGCUUUCUGACCAUGCCUGGAAUUUCUGUUACUAAGUAGAAAAGCCCCACAGGCAGGGAAACCACAUUGCGGCCCCUUGGAAGCUGACAGUUCUUUUCCAAACAAUUCAACUCUACCACAUGUGUUCAGAGUUGGGGGAAUCUGUGUGGGUGCAUGUGUGUGUGUGUGUGUGUCUGCGCACAUGCACCGGUCAGGCAGUGGGGGACGACCAGGGCUUUCUCGUGGCACCCAUAGUAAGCGCUCUCUAUCACAGGUGAGAGGAGCACUGCCUGCUACCCACACAGCCUGCCUUCUCCCCGCUUCCUCACGUGCCAUCCUGCUCCUGCAGGGCAGCCAGAAUGCUCCAUCUGAAGUGCAAAUCUAUGCACAUUCCUCUCCGGCUCAGCCCUCUGGGAUGAUGCCCCUUCGUGGCCCCCACCCUAGCCUCCUCACUCUCUCUCUCCAGCGGAGCCCACCCUCCUGGCGGGCUGGAGGACCCACAGUUCCCUCCACACCCAGCCUGGCCAGCGCUCCAACUUCCCCUGCUGGGACUGCCUUCUAUAAACCUUUAUUCAUCGGCUGACUUGAGCUGAGAAACUCAGCUCAGGUGCCAGUCCUGCAGUAAGCCUGCCUGGACCCUCCAAGCAGGGCUCCCGCAGCCCCCACAGCCCCUGUGUACCCACAGGCCCAUCCUCCCAGUGCACUGUUAUUCUGAAAUGCUCAGCUUCUCGUGCUAAACUUGAGAUCUGGGGGAGGGGCUGCAGCAGCAGCCGUGGGUCUUGGCACCCCUGUGCACGCCUGGUGCCUGGGCCGCACUCUGAUCAGGAAGGAUUCCUCAACCAACCUGGACCCCGUUCCCCCCGGGAGCUGGAGCCACAAAAGGACUGGUUUACACUGUUCUCUCUAGUGGACUGAUCCUGCCUCUACCCCCACGCCCCGUCCCAGGCCUUAAGGCAGACGCAGAAAGCCAAGGUCUGGGUUUCUGGUGUCACAGAAUCGAAAUCUACCAGGAGGGGCCAGCCCUGUGACCCAGUGAUUAAGUUCGUGCGCUCCACUUCCACAGCCAAGGGUGUCACCAGUUCCG